CGCCACGCCGCCCUCUCGUCGCUGCUCCGCUCCGAGCUGGCGGCAGCGCUGGAACGCGUGGCGCCCGGCACGGCGGCGGCGUCGGUCGCCCUCGCCGCCGGCCUCGCCGGGUGUGUCGACGGCGCUUGCUUGCUGCGCAACGCGGACGGCUCGCUGCGAGAGCCAGAGCUGCGGCACAAUCCUUACGACCCGCGGGCGCCGCUUGCGUCGCGGCUGGGAAGGUGCGACGACGAGCCGUGGCAUCUGUGGGACCUCGCGGAGAAGCGUGGCGGCAGCGGCCCUUCCCCGGCCGCACUCCUCCGCCCGCUAAAGGGCCUGUGCGCCGACGCUCACGCGCUCGAGCGGCUGCGGGGCGUGCUCCCGCCCGUGCUGCCCUCGCUGGGCAUCCUGCACAAGCUUGGGGUCCGCUUCCGAUUGCGGCUGCACUGCGCGUGCGCGCUGGCCAACCAGGGCGCGCCCGUCGCCUUCCGUGCGGAGGCGACUUCGGCAACGGUGCAGGAGGAGGUGCUCCGCGUGUGCCGGCCCGAGUGGGUCAAUUAACCGUUGCAGGGCGAGAUUCGUGUGUGCCGAGGGGAAAGAAAGAAAGAAAAAACAGUA
This is a messenger RNA of Emiliania huxleyi CCMP1516, 597 nucleotides long. RefSeq lists its product as hypothetical. The transcript is spliced from 2 exons. The record is from RefSeq and is a predicted model, not a curated record. Lineage: Eukaryota; Haptophyta; Isochrysidales; Noelaerhabdaceae. The annotation marks the transcript as partial.